AAAAAAAAAAACAACAACAACAAAAAAGACACCGGAACCAAACAAAGCCUUACAAACACUUGACGUAGAACAAGGCCAAUUUCUCUUUUUGUCUGAUUUUGUUCUUGUUCCUCAAACUCUCUCUCUCUCCGUGUUACGGCCAAGUUGUGACUCAAUGAGUCAGGAAUCUUUCAUAUACAGCUUCGUGGCACGAGGAACGGUGAUCUUGGCUGAGUACACCGAGUUCACUGGCAACUUCCCGGCGAUUGCAGCCCAGUGCCUGCAGAGACUCCCUUCUUCUAAUAACAAGUUCACUUACAAUUGCGACCACCACACCUUCAACUUCCUCGUGGAAGAUGGCUAUGCUUACUGUGUUGUUGCAAAAGAAUCUGUUAGCAAGCAGAUCUCUAUUGCAUUUUUGGAACGUAUGAAAGCAGACUUUAGGAAAAGAUAUGGGGGUGGUAAAGCAGAUACUGCCAUGGCCAAAAGUUUAAACAAGGAAUUUGGCCGAAUUAUGAAAGAGCACAUGAAGUAUAUCAUUGAUCACGCUGGAGAGAUUGAAAAGCUAAUAAAAGUUAAGGCUCAAGUUUCAGAAGUUAAAAGCAUAAUGUUAGAGAAUAUUGACAAGGCUAUGGAAAGAGGGGAAAACAUUCAGAAUCUUGCUGACAAGACUGAGAAUUUGCAAAAAGAGGCUCAAGUAUACAGGGAAACUGGGACACGAAUCCGAAGAAAAAUGUGGUAUCAGAACAUGAAGAUAAAGUUGGUUGUUCUUGGGAUUUUGUUAGCUCUAGUUCUGAUUAUCUGGCUUUCGAUCUGUCAUGGAUUUAACUGCACGAACUAGAAAUUCAUUAAUGCAUACAGUGUGAUAUACAACAGAAUAUCUUCAACGGCUUCUGAUCAGCAGGGGAAUUUUGGUCUCAUAUUUGGUCAUGAUAAUUGAGAAAUUUGUAUCCUGUGUUUGUACUUGCUCUUGUCAAAUAAUUCUGUAGAAAUUUGUUUGUUGGAUUUUUUUUUAAAACUAUUUUUGUUAUAAAAUUUUUGUUUUUGGUUCA
This is a messenger RNA of Mangifera indica (mango), 1031 nucleotides long. RefSeq names its product vesicle-associated membrane protein 724. The coding region runs from base 155 to 820 and encodes 221 amino acids. Gene Ontology annotation, biological process: vesicle-mediated transport. Gene Ontology annotation, cellular component: membrane. The record is from RefSeq and is a predicted model, not a curated record. Lineage: Eukaryota; Viridiplantae; Streptophyta; Magnoliopsida; Sapindales; Anacardiaceae. The transcript has 5 exons.